Molecule: messenger RNA, 1106 nt
Organism: Medicago truncatula (barrel medic)
Lineage: Eukaryota; Viridiplantae; Streptophyta; Magnoliopsida; Fabales; Fabaceae
Product: vacuolar protein sorting-associated protein 2 homolog 2
Exons: 11
Coding region: 191-841 (216 amino acids)
Biological process (GO): vacuolar transport
Source: RefSeq, a predicted model, not a curated record
UCCCCAAGCCCAAGCUCUCUCUCUUACACUUUUUCUCCUCUUUUUUUUUUUCCUUCCUUAUUACAAACAAAACAAAAAAACAACGUUUUAAUUCGUUCAUUAGUAACAACACUCUCUGCACACAAAGAGCUAGUAGUGUCGUGCUACAGUAACAUCCUCUGCUUGAAUUAGGUUUUGGUUUUGUUCAAAAAUGAACAUCUUCAAGAAGAAAACCACACCCAAAGAAGCUCUGCGACAAAGUAAGAGAGAAAUGUCUGUGGCAACAAGAGGAAUUGAAAGAGAGAUAGCAUCGCUUCAGAUGGAGGAAAAGAAGUUGGUGGCAGAGAUUAAAAGAGAGGCAAAAACUGGAAAUGAGGCUUCUACUAAAAUCCUGGCUAGGCAGCUAGUUAGGUUACGCCAACAGAUAACCAAUCUGCAGGGAAGUCGUGCACAGAUCAGGGGUGUAGCAACUCACACACAGGCAUUAUAUGCAAGCACUUCAAUCUCUACAGGAAUGAAGGGUGCCACUAAAGCAAUGGUGGCAAUGAAUAAGCAAAUGGCACCGGCAAAGCAGGCUAAAGUGAUUCAAGAAUUCCAAAAACAAUCAGCACAACUCGACAUGACGAUUGAGAUGAUGUCCGAAUCUAUUGAUGAAACUUUAGACAAAGAUGAAGCCGAGGAAGAAUCAGAAGAACUCACUAACCAGGUUCUUGAUGAAAUUGGAGUGGAUAUUGCAUCCCAGUUAUCUUCUGCUCCGAAAGGUCGGAUUGCUUCAAGGAAUGCUGAAAAUGCCGCUCCAAGAUCAGAAUCCCAAGAUGUUGAAGAACUUGAAAAGAGAUUGGCUUCUCUUCGAAGAAUAUAAAGAUCUGCUACAGCUGUUGAUAGAUAUGUUUCUUAAUGUAUAAUAUAUAGCAACAAUAAGAUUGUAUUAACGGCACCUCAUUUUGUUUCUGAUUAUAUUUGAAUGUGUUAGAUAUAAAGUAUAGUUGUGAGACAUGAAUGUAUCACUAGCAGAAAUAUUUAUAAAUUCUGUGUGUUUGUUUAGGAUCUAUCUAAUAAACAUAAUGAAAAACAAUCCUAACUAAAUGUUUCAAGUGGCAGUCAAUAAGCUACUUCGGUCGGUACUA